Molecule: messenger RNA, 612 nt
Organism: Candida albicans SC5314
Lineage: Eukaryota; Fungi; Ascomycota; Pichiomycetes; Serinales; Debaryomycetaceae
Exons: 1
Coding region: 1-612 (203 amino acids)
Biological process (GO): signal transduction
Cellular component (GO): Ragulator complex
Source: RefSeq, a predicted model, not a curated record
AUGUUACAACAAAAACAAAUUUCAAAGAUCUUACAACAAGGAUUAACGCCAAUAACACUUAAUUCCAAGUCCAACUCUCAAUCCGCAACAACAAUACCAACCUCUACCCACUCAAUCAAGUCUAUUUCGUUAUUAUCUAAACAAGGGAUUCCGUUAAUAACAGUUAGCUCGACCACAGAUUCUGGGUCCGGUAUCAUUGAUCAAGAUUAUAAGAUAUACUCGAUAAUUGCAUACAAUUCGUUAAACAAGCCAAACGAAAACGACAACGAUAAUGACAAUGAUAAUAGCAAGAACACCAAUAAAUUAAAGAGUAAGGAGAAUGAAACUUGGACUAUAAUACAAUUUGAGCCGGGAUUAAAAUGCAUGAUUGAACGAUGUCUUGAUAUGUAUUUAGUGUUAUACUAUGAUGGUCGAGUUGACAACAAGGAUAGAGACGCGGGAACUGACAAUAAGAACAAUAAAUUAGAAGGGGCUGCCAACGGCGAUGCCGGCAAUGUCAAGACCAAGGAAACUAGACAACUCGAGGUUGAAGUAGAUGCGUUUGUAAAAUUGAAAAUGGACGGAUUGGUACUGAGUUUACAUGACGGUUUACUUGGAUAUAAUAAUGAAUAA